AUGACUCCCACUACGGCCACCCCGACAACCCCAAGUAGCGUACCACUCACGAAGUUGCUGGGGCGUGAGAGACUCACGCGGAGGUCGCUGGAGCUGCAUCUGGCCACCGCCAGGAGCAGCAGGAGCAGUGGUAGCCGCAGUAGCAAUAGCAGUAGUCGCAGCGCGGCAACCCCUAUAACCCCAACUAGCGUACCACUCACGAAGUUGUUGGGGGGUGAGGGACUCACGCGGACGACGCUGGAGCUGCAUCUGGCCACGCCAGGAGCAGAAGUGGCAGUAGAAAGAGCAGUAGCAGCAAGAGCAGCAGUAACAGCAGGCGAGGACUCCGCGGCAGUUGCAGGGGCGGCUGCUCCAGGGGCGGGAGUUGUAGGGGCGGCUGCUCCAGGGGCGGCUGCUCUAGGGGCGGCUGCUACAGGGGCGGCUGCUCCAGGGGCGGCUGCUGCAGGGGUGGCUGCUCCAGGGGCGGAUGCUGCAGUGGCCGCUGCUGCAAGGGUGGCUGCUCCAGGGGCGGCAGCUGCAGUGGCGGCUGCUCCAGGGGCGGCUGCUGCAGGGGCGGCUGCUGCAGGGGAUGCUGCUCCAGGGGCGGCUGCUGCAGUGGCGGCUGCUCUAGGGGCGGCUGCUGCAGGGGCGGCUGCUCCAGGGGCGGCUGCUGCAGGGGCGGCUGCUCCAGGGGCGGCUGCUGUAGGGGUGGCUGCUCCAGGGGCGGCUGCUGCAAGGGCGGCUGCUCCAGGGGCGGCUGCUGCAGGGGUGGCUGCUCCAGGGGCGGUUGCUGCAAUGGCGGCUGCUCCAGGGGCGGCUGCUGCAGGGGUGGCUGCUCCAGGGGCGGCUACUGCAGGGGCGGCUGCUCCAGGGGCGGCUGCUGUAGUGGCGGCUGCUCCAGGGGCGGCUGCUGUAGGGGUGGCUGCUCCAGGGGCGGCUGCUGCAGGGGCGGCUGCUCCAGGGGCGGCUGCUGCAGGGGUGGCUGCUCCAGGGGCGGUUGCUGCAAUGGCGGCUGCUCCAGGGGCGGCUGCUGCAAGGGCGGCUGCUCCAGGGGCGGUUGCUGCAAUGGCGGCUGCUCCAGGGGCGGCUGCUGCAGGGGUGGCUGCUCCAGGGGCGGCUACUGCAGGGGCGGCUGCUCCAGGGGCGGCUGCUGUAGUGGCGGCUGCUCCAGGGGCGGCUGCUGUAGGGGUGGCUGCUCCAGGGGCGGCUGCUGCAGGGGCGGCUGCUCCAGGGGCGGCUGCUGCAGGGGUGGCUGCUCCAGGGGCGGUUGCUGCAAUGGUGGCUGCUCCAGGGGCGGCUGCUGCAGGGGUGGCUGCUCCAGGGGCGGCUGCUGCAGUGGCGGCUGCUCCAGGGGCGGCUGCUGCAGGGGCGGCUGCUCCAGGGGCGGCUACUGCAGGGGUGGCUACUCCAGGGGCGGCUGCUGCAGUGGCGGCUGUUCCUGGGGCGGCUGCUUCAGGGGCGGCUGCUCCAGGGGCGGCUGCUCCAGGGGUGGCUGCUGCAGGGGAGGUUGCUCCAGAGGCGGCUGCUGUAGUGGCAGCUGCUCGAGGGGCGACUGCUGCAGGGGCGGCUGCUCCAGGGGCGGCUGCUGCAGUGGCGGCUGCUCAAGGGGCGGCUGCUGCAGGGGUGGCUGCUCCAGGGGCGGCUGUUGCAGGGGCGGCUGCUACAGGGGCGGCUGCUCCAGGGGCGGCUACUGCAGGGGAGGCUGCUCCAGGGGCGGCUGCUGCGGUGGCGGCUGCUUCUGGGGCGGCUGCUUUAGGGGCGGCUGCUGCAGGGGAGGCUGCUCCAGGGGCGGCUGCUGCAGUGGCGGCUGCUGCAGGGGCGGCUGCUGCAGGGGCGGCUGCUCCAGGGGCGGCUGCUGCAGUGGCGGCUGCUCCAGGGGCGGCUGCUGCAGUGGCGGCUGCUCCAGGGGCGGCUGCUGCAGUGGCGGCUGCUCCAGGUUCCGGUUAG
Closterium sp. NIES-65 is the source of this 1926-nucleotide messenger RNA. Lineage: Eukaryota; Viridiplantae; Streptophyta; Zygnematophyceae; Desmidiales; Closteriaceae. The record is from the annotation of a GenBank genome assembly.